GGGCCAGAGUGUGUUUAAAGAUCUUCCUCUCUCAUCAUCUUCUUCAGGGGCCACAGCUCAAGUCAACGGUCACCAGUCCGUCCGCUCCCUGCCCUCUGUCCGUCACGACGUUGGUCGCUACCAGAGAGUAGAUGAGCCCCUUCCUCCCAACUGGGAGGCCCGUAUAGACAGUCACAGUCGUGUGUUCUAUGUGGACCAUGUGAACCGCACCACCACCUGGCAGAGACCCACCGCUCCUCCAGCACCGCAGCUCCUCCAGAGGUCCAACAGCAUACAGCAGAUGGAGCAACUCAACCGCAGGUAUCAGAGUAUACGCAGGACGAUGACCAAUGAGAGAACAGCAGAGGAGCUGACAGCUCCGCCCGAGGUGCCCACCGACGACACUGACCACCACACUAUCCCAGAGUAUCGUCGUGAUGGUGUGGUGGCUCCAGAUAGCUCUCGUUCUCGUCUCAGUCUGCUCCUCCAGUCUCCCAGCGCCAAAUUCCUGACCAGCCCAGACUUCUUCACCGUGCUGCAUUCCAACCCUAGUGCCUACCGCAUGUUUACAGGUAAUACCUGCCUGAAACACAUGAUCAGUAAGGUGCGUCGGGACACGCAUCACUAUGAGCGCUACCAGCACAACAGAGACCUGGUGGUUUUCCUCAACAUGUUCUCCAACAAACAGCUGGAGCUGCCCCGUGGCUGGGAGCUGAAGCACGACCACACUGGCAAGCCUUUCUUUGUGGACCACAACUGCCGGGCCACUACGUUCAUCGACCCUCGGCUCCCUCUCCAGAGCAGCACACGUCCCAGCAGCCUCCUGGCCCACCGCCAGCACCUGACCAGACAACGCAGCCACAGCGCUGGCGAGGUCAGCCCACAACACAUGGUGGGUGAGCACCCUCGUCACUCUGGAGGAGGACCCCCUGUAAUGCCCCGCCCAUCCAGCACCUUCACUACGGGCAGCCGCACCCAGUACCAAGACGUAGUGCCAGUGGCUUACAACGACAAGAUAGUGGCGUUUCUACGACAACCCAACAUCUUUGAGAUCCUGCAGGAGAGACAGACAGAGUUUAUCAGGAACCACUGGCUCAGGGAGAAGGUGCAGUUGAUCCGUAAUGAAGGGGCCUCUGGUCUGGCCAGGCUGUCUGGUGAUGCAGACCUGGUCAUCCUCCUCAGCCUGUUUGAGGAGGAAGUGAUGUCAUAUGUUCCGCCUCACGCCUUACUGCACCCCAGCUACUGCCAGUCCCCACGAAGCUCCCCCGUGUCCUCUCCACAGAACUCACCUGGAACACAGCGAGCUAAUGCCCGUGCCCCUGCCCCCUACAAGCGAGACUUCGAAGCCAAACUGCGAAACUUCUACCGCAAACUGGAGACCAAGGGCUACGGCCAGGGCCCAGGGAAGUUAAAGUUGAUCAUCCGUAGAGACCAUCUCCUGGAGGAUGCCUUCAACCAGGUCAUGUGUUACUCCCGUAAAGACCUGCAGAGGAGCAAGCUCUAUGUCAGCUUCCUGGGAGAGGAGGGGUUGGACUACAGCGGCCCGUCCAGAGAGUUUUUCUUCCUGGUGUCUAGAGAGCUGUUCAACCCGUACUACGGCCUGUUUGAGUACUCCGCCAACGACACCUACACCGUUCAGAUCAGCCCCAUGUCUGCCUUCGUAGACAACCAUCACGAGUGGUUCCGUUUCAGCGGGCGUAUCCUGGGUCUGGCUCUGAUCCACCAAUACCUACUGGAUGCCUUCUUCACUAGACCCUUCUAUAAGGGCCUGCUGCGCAUCCUAUGUGAGCUGAGUGAUCUGGAGUAUCUGGAUGAGGAGUUCCACCAGAGUCUCCAGUGGAUGAAGGACAACGACAUCGAGGACAUGUUGGACCUCACCUUCACUGUCAAUGAGGAGGUGUUCGGACAGAUCACAGAGAGAGAGCUGAAGCCGGGCGGGGCCAACAUCCCAGUGUCAGAGAAGAAUAAGAAGGAGUACAUUGAGCGCAUGGUGAAGUGGCGUAUUGAGAGAGGAGUGGUUCAACAGACAGAGAGUCUGGUCCGGGGAUUCUAUGAGGUGGUGGAUUCCAGGCUGGUGUCAGUGUUUGAUGCCAGGGAGCUGGAGCUGGUGAUAGCUGGCACCGCUGAGAUAGACCUGGUGGACUGGAGGAGCAACACUGAUUACAGAGGAGGUUACCAUGACAACCACAUAGUGAUCCGUUGGUUCUGGGCGGCGGUGGAGAGGUUCAACAACGAGCAGAGACUCAGGCUGCUACAGUUUGUGACGGGUACCUCCAGUAUUCCCUACGAGGGUUUCGCCUCUCUCCGAGGCAGCAACGGACCCCGCAGGUUCUGUGUGGAGAAAUGGGGCAAAGUUACCUCUCUACCCAGGGCUCACACCUGCUUCAACCGGCUGGACCUCCCUCCAUAUCCAUCCUUCUCCAUGCUGCACGAGAAGAUGCUCACUGCCGUGGAGGAGACCAGCACCUUCGGCCUGGAGUGAUGACCCCUAUCACCUUUAACCCCCACUCCUCCUACAACCUUUGACCCUGACCUCUGAACUGUAGUAUCACAGAGGUAGAGGAACCCAAGGGGUUCAAGGGGAUGACUGUCUAGUCUGUCUGGCACCCUGUUGUAUCUUUAUACACACUCACCUUCCUGAAGUGAGCUGAACAGAGCAGAAUAGACCGAUGUCUAUCAGAGGGUAUGACCCCUGCACAACGCCAGGGGUCACUGUGAUGGUUAAGGUCACUUAGACACACUGCCAACACAAACCAAAGGAGAGCACCCUAACACUCACACCCUUGUUACUCCAUUAGACCAAUGGGAGAGAUGGAGUCGUAAGCCUCCAACCAAUCGCACAAUGAAGGAACAAAAACCAAGACCUGGAGUGAGACUCCAGCUGGCUCAUCACGUUUUAUUAUUUAAAAUACGGAUUUCCAAUGGAGUCUCGUAAGGAAGGUGGUGGUCGAGCUUUUCCUGGAAAGCAGAAGAAACACAGAUGCUUUAUCUCACAGAGAGGCUGAGGCGGACAUCACAGGACAUCGCUCCUCUGAGAGGCUGAGGUGGACAUCACAGGACAUCGCUCUUCUGAGAGGGUGAGGUGGACAUCACAGGACAUCGCUCCUCUGAGAGGCUGAGGUGGACAUCACAGGACAUCGCUCCUCUGAGAGGCUGAGGUAGACAUCACAGGACAUCGCUCCUCUGAGAGGCUGAGGUAGACAUCACAGGACAUUGCUCCUCUGAGAGGCUGAGGUGGACAUCACAGGACAUUGCUCCUCUGAGAGGCUGAGGUGGACAUCACAGGACAUCGCUCCUCUGAGAGGCUGAGGUGGACAUCACAGGACAUCGCUCCUCUGAGAGGCUGAGGUGGACAUCACAGGACAGUGUUGCUCCUGGAGAAGGGGAUGAGAGGAGAGAGGAGGAGAUGAAAGAAGACAAGACAGGUGCUCUUCAGCUGCUGUGGCCACGCCUCCUGCCCUGUCAGGGAGAGAACCAACCAAUCAAGUUCCAGGCAGCUUUGUGACCUGCCCUUGUUGAACACUCUGACAGGUGUGUUCUAGAACAGAACACUGAAGUAGCCCAUGGUGAUGCGGUGGUGUCUGUGUGCUGAAGCUGACCUUGUUGAACACUCUGACAGGUGUGUUCUAGAACAGAACACUGAAGUAGCCCAUGGUGAUGCGGUGGUGUCUGUGUGCUGAAGCUGACCUUGUUGAACACUCUGACAGGUGUGUUCUAGAACAGAACACUGAAGUAGCCCAUGGUGAUGCGGUGGUGUCUGUGUGCUGAAGCUGACCUUGUUGAACACUCUGACAGGUGUGUUCUAGAACAGAACACUGAAGUAGCCCAUGGUGAUGCGGUGGUGUCUGUGUGCUGAAGCUGGACUCUCUCUACAGGCUUUUCAUCUAUCUGCAAAAUGUCUUUUGUAACGGCCACAAACAAUGAUAUGUUUUUGAAUGUACUGACUGAUAUCACGAUGAUGCGCUUGAAUGUGUCGUUUUUGUACGUCGCUCGAUGACUCGUCAAAUCAAAAUGGCUGCCUCAUUCUUAACAAACUUCAGGGCAAGCUAUAAGCACGAAUAACCAAACUCAGCUACGGUUUGUUCGAUAAAGACAUUACAUUGAGUUGGCUUUCCCAUAAUGUUAGACACAAGCUCACACACACACUCUUUCAGUGUUUUAGCUGUUUUCAUUGUUUGCAAGUAUGUUGAUUGUCAUCGUCGCUUUAUCAUUGAACUACACUGCCAGAGUAGAGGGUGAUCUGAACUUUUAAAAUCCGUCAUGGUUGUUUGUUGCUCUUGUUUUUAACUUGCUUCUACUUUUUCUCCUUAUGUACAUUAUCCUGAUUGGCACCUAAUUGAAUACGUUGGUUUGAUCUGUUCCUAUUUCAAUAGGGGUUGGGACCCCGAUAUAACAUCAUAUAAUGACAAAUGUUCGUAUGACCGUGAUAAUGAAAGUAAAACAUGGUGAUUAACAACCUGCAUGUCGAGACACACACACACACACACACACACACACACACACACACACACACACACA
This is a messenger RNA of Salvelinus namaycush (lake trout), 4497 nucleotides long. RefSeq names its product E3 ubiquitin-protein ligase HECW2-like. The record is from RefSeq and is a predicted model, not a curated record. Gene Ontology annotation, molecular function: protein binding; ubiquitin protein ligase activity. Gene Ontology annotation, biological process: ubiquitin-dependent protein catabolic process; regulation of dendrite morphogenesis. Lineage: Eukaryota; Metazoa; Chordata; Actinopteri; Salmoniformes; Salmonidae.